CCACCACCCUAUCGCAUUCCGCAUAUCGCAAAUCCACACACACGCCGUCGCCAUCCCUCUCGCCACAGAAACGCACAAGAUCCCCACACUAUCCAACUCCGACCUGCUUACGCCGUUCCCAUAGCCAUCGUUGGCCCACCUCAUCCGGGUUCGCUCCCGGCCACAAGUCGCCCUAAUGGCUGCCAGAAAAUUACAGCAGGAAAUCGACAAGUGUUUCAAGAAGGUCGCCGAAGGUGUUGCCGAGUUUGACGGCAUAUACGAGAAGAUUGAGCAAUCGAACAACCCCGCCCAGAAGGAGAAGCUUGAAGACAAUCUCAAGCGAGAAAUCAAGAAGCUGCAGCGGCUGCGUGACCAGAUCAAGACAUGGGCCGCUAGCAACGAUAUCAAGGACAAGGCUCCUUUGCUCGAUCAUCGGAAGCUGAUAGAGACGCAAAUGGAGCGCUUCAAGGCUGUGGAGAAGGCGAUGAAGACCAAGGCAUACUCAAAAGAGGGUCUUUCCGCCGCAGCCAAGCUAGAUCCGAAGGAGCAGGCUAAGGUCGAGGCUAGCGAAUUCCUCAGCAAUAUGGUAGACGAGCUCGAGCAGCAGAUCGAAGCCCUUGAGGCCGAAGGCGAGUCGAUACAAGCUACCAUGAAAAAGGGCAAGAAUCAUGCCUCUAAGGCGGAUCGCAUGGCCGCCAUUGAGCGCGUGAUAGAAAGACAUAAAUGGCACCAGGGGAAGCUCGAGCUCAUUCGGCGGUCGCUGGACAACGGUGGUGUCGAAACCGAACAGGUGAACGACUUGGAGGAGAGCAUCCGCUAUUACGUCACGGACGGCAUGACGGAUGACUUCAUACAAGAUGAGGGGCUCUACGACGAGCUGAACCUGCAAGAAGAGGAGGACGUCUACGGAAUGAGUCAAGAGAACGACCGGGUCUCGUCGCAGGACACGCAGUCUAUACAGGAAGAUACGGUCGAGCAGGAUUCGCGGUCCGGCAGUCUACCCGGUAGCUUACCGAGUAGUCUACCGGGGAAGUCCCGGAGCGCUAUCGAGGCGGCGGCGGCAGCCGGGAGGCGGCCAUCGGGACAACUCAGGUCCCCCCUACCAACGCUAGCAACGUUACACAAUCCACUGCCGAGCGUGAGCAACGCCAGCACUGCCAAUUCUGCGAUGAAACCCGCGUCACUACCGACGCGGCCUGCCGGAGAGGGCCUGAAAUACGCUUCGGCGGCGGCAGCGGCGGCGGCAAGCGACAAGAACAACGUAGGCAUCGCGCCACUCCCACCACCUCCCGGGUCUCAACCAGCUGUGCUAAGCACGGGGAUCUCGCCUCUGCCACCGGCCGCACCCUCGAAGGCCAGUGCGGCAAAUUCCCCCAAUAUAGCCUUCGUACAACCGGCGCCGUCGGAACAGAAGUCAGGAAAUCUAUCAGUUCCGACAGUAGCGCCCGAACCUAAGACAUCUGACUCGGCUGGCGUGCCGUCGGCGCCUACGUCAAAGAGGUCGGAGAAGGCGGCGUCCUCCAAGGCCGCAGUAGCGGCGGUGGUGGCAGCGGCAAGCCAAGCGAAUGGCGUGGCGAACGGGAUCAGGCCCAUAGAGGAGAGGGAGGAAGAGUCGAUAUACCACCUACCGGCGUCGCUACAGGACCUAGUAGAGUCGUUCGAGGUGACGAGGAAACGGGCCGCGGCGGUGAACAGCGCAUCCCACCUGCGGAUGAUGGCGGCGUCGCAGGCAAGCGUCGGCGGGCCGGACGCGCUGGACUCGGAGGCGCCACGGACGUACCGGCCAGAAUCGCGGUACCCGUCGGCGUCGGGGUACCCUCAGGAGCCGCUAGCGAUCUUCGACGACCCGCGUCUCUACUCGCGGAUCGAGCCAGACACACUCUUCUACGUCUUCUACUACAAGCAAGGCACGUACCAACAGUACCUCGCCGCGAAGGCGCUCAAGGAUCAGAGCUGGCGAUUUCACAAACAGUACCAAACUUGGUUCCAGAGGCACGAGGAGCCGAAGAGCAUCACGGAGGAGUUCGAACAGGGCACGUACCGCUUCUUCGACUACGAGUCUACUUGGAUGAAUCGCAGAAAAGCCGACUUCAAGUUUGCCUAUCGCUACCUCGAGGACGACGUAUGAUGCUUACGGAGGUAGUGUUCAGACGAAUCAGGCCCGAUAGCAGACGGAGGACGGAGGGUGGCGGGGUUCGACAUCGCCGCAGCAGGGGUGUCUCCCUACUUCUCUCUGUCACUCUUUGUUUUAUUCUCGUGUGAGGAGGAAGAGGAUGCCUCUCCUUGCCCUUGCAGAGGUUGUUGUUACUGCUUGUCUAAUCUAGUCUACUUGAG
Messenger RNA from Durotheca rogersii, 2313 nucleotides. Its product is annotated as Not1 N-terminal domain, CCR4-Not complex component-domain-containing protein. Gene Ontology annotation, biological process: regulation of DNA-templated transcription; nuclear-transcribed mRNA poly(A) tail shortening. The record is from RefSeq and is a predicted model, not a curated record. NCBI's taxonomy places the organism in Eukaryota, Fungi, Ascomycota, Sordariomycetes, Xylariales, Xylariaceae. Gene Ontology annotation, cellular component: P-body; nucleus; CCR4-NOT core complex. The transcript has 4 exons. Bases 176 to 2107 code for a protein of 643 amino acids.